AUGGCUAUACGGUUGUUUGGUCGUGCACAUUUCGUAGACCUCGAAGAAGAUGGUAAUGCAGUAACAAGCCGUCAGAAUACAUCCUCUGUUGUAGUUGGGAUCACAGCUGACAAUUAUUCCGUUUGUAUUAUUGAUGAGGACGAGAGUGAAUUAUGGAGGUGGCCUAUUUCAAUGCUGAAUGUAUUUCGAAUAAGCAACAUGAUGUUAGGUUUCCUGGAUCGAGAAAAUGAUAUGAAAAUUGGAAAAGUAUCCGAAUUUUUGACGGCUUUCAAAAUGUGCCAGUCGCUAAAACCUUUGCGACCAUCAUCGCCGAUAAACGAUAAUGAAAAGGUGUCAGUAUUUGAUGCCCGAACCGAGUAUGCAUCGGCUACGCAGUACUUCCAGUUCUACGGAUAUUUAUCGCAGCAGCAGAACAUGAUGCAAGAUUAUGUACGGACAUCAACAUAUCAACGAGCCAUUCAUAUAAAUGCAAAAGAUUUCAUUGAUAAGGUGGUAUUAGAUGUGGGAGCAGGAAGCGGCAUUCUUUCAUUCUUUGCAAUACAAUCUGGAGCCCGUCAUGUCUAUGCUGUGGAAGCAAGUUCAAUGGCAGUACAUUGUGAAGAACUUGUACGACGUAAUAACUUACUCCAUAAGAUAACAAUUAUUGCUGGGCGAGUAGAAGACAUCACAUUACCGGAACCUAUAGAUAUUAUUAUAUCAGAACCAAUGGGAUACAUGCUUGUAAACGAACGAAUGCUUGAAAGUUAUAUUCAUGCAAGAAAAUUCCUUAAACCAGGGGGCAGAAUGUUUCCAUCUCGUGGAGAAUUACACAUUGCUUUGUUCAACGAUGAAGCUCUUUACAUUGAGCAAUCAUCAAAAGCAAAUUUUUGGUGUCAAGAAAGUUUUCAUGGUGUCAAUUUAUCCAGUCUGCGACCUCAGGCACUUGCUGAAAUAUUCAAACAACCAGUUGUGGACACGUGGCACGUAAACUGUUUAAUGUCUGGAAGUAUUAAAUGGACCAUAGAUUUCGAAAAGGAUCCUGAGUCAUUACUGCAUAAAAUCCAUAUACCGUUUGAUUUCCAAGUGACGAAAGCUGGACAUGUUCACGGCAUUGCAUCUUGGUUUGAUGUCGCUUUUAUUGGCUCAACAGAAACAGUUUGGUUGUCUACUGCACCAACAGAACCUUUGACGCAUUGGUAUCAGGUUCGAUGUCUUUUUGACAGACCUUUGAUGGUUUAUGCUGGCCAGAUUGUUCGAGGUGCUAUUAAAAUGGUUGCUAAUGAGAGACAAAGCUAUGAUGUUGAAAUAUCGGCAGAACUGGGGCAAACUCGAGUUAGCAAUACGUUGGAUUUAAAAAAUCCAUUGUUUCGAUAUACGGGCACAGCAGUACUUCCUCCUGCUGGUUGCGCUAAUGAUUCUCCAUCUGACGCUUUAUUGCAGAAUAAUGGGUUGCUAUCGAACUUAGCGACAGGUCAGAUGGAUUAUGCUGUGCAUAACAUGAUCAAUGGUUUUGCUGGUGGUUACUGUGGCACCCACACAAAUACAACCAAUCCUGGAGCACCUGUUGCUGAAACACCUUUAGCUGUUGCUGCGCAGAUGGUCCAUACACAGGAUGUGAACCGCGAUAUUUUUCGGAUACUCACUCAGUCACAUUCUCAAAUCAUGCAAGGUCAGAAUGUUAUGCAAGCAGGGCAGUGA
This is a messenger RNA of Acanthocheilonema viteae, 1677 nucleotides long. The record is from the annotation of a GenBank genome assembly. Lineage: Eukaryota; Metazoa; Nematoda; Chromadorea; Rhabditida; Onchocercidae.